AAGCAACAAGCCAAACUUUCCAAUGUCGUGAAUAUUGACAACAAAAUUUAUCAAUAUUCCUCAAGAAAUUCGCUGUAUUUUUGCUUCAAAACUAUGGGGGACAAUGCAGCUCGAAGGCCGAAGUAUUAUACACCGAAUGAAGUCGGUAUACAUAACACUUUAAAAGAUAUUUGGGUGUCAUUUCUUGGCAAAGUCUAUGAUCUCACUCCUUUGUGCAAGAAAUAUGCAGGUCAGUAGAAUUUGAUGGGUAUUGUAGAUGGAAAUUAUCGAUUGGAAAUUUAUAUACAUUUAUUACACCUAACCAGGAACACAAGCAAAAAAUUCAAUUUUAGGUCCCUGACAGGAAUUGAACCUGCGAUUCCAGUGCAGCGCUCUAACCAACUGAGCUACAGAGGCUAGUUGUCAAGCUCUAACCACAAGCUAAUGUAUAUACACAUGUAUAAGGGGUCACAUCCAUUUUCGUGUUGCCACAAAUAACGUUGAAUCGACAUAAGUGGGUGUGUUUUUUAUGUGAACUUAUCGACGUUAUCUUGUGGCAAUUUGACAAUUAAUGCCCAAAGUAACUAUCACAGUACAGAUUUUGUAUCAUAAAUAUGAAAGUCAAAAUACGACUGAAUAUUGAUUGAUGUUUUCUGGAGUGGGUGGGUGAAGAAAUAACAUCGAUUUGACGUUAUUUGUGGCAACAUGAAUAUGGACGUGGCCCCUAAGUUAUGGGUAAAUAUCAAGAUUUUUGCGGAAUCUCACUCGAAUGAAUACCAUUUGAUGGGUAUUGUAGAUGGAAAUUGUUGAGUGGGAAAUUUAUAUACAUUUAUACUAAACCAGGAACAGAAGCAAAAAAUUCAACUUUUGGUAAUACUUGUUUCAUUAUGAUUACUAGGAGAUGUUCUGUUAAAACCAAUUAUUGAAUCAGCAGGUAAAGACAUCUCUCAUUGGUUCGAUCGCAAAACAAAAGAGGUAUUCCACUAUAUUAUUACUAUAGCCAAAUAUAUAGAGGUGUUCGGCUACAGAAGGUGUACACCCUGCUCUAAUCUCCAGUGCAUCGGCCUCCUACCCUUUAUAAUAAAAAAGUUGGCAUCAAGCAGUGAUGCAUUUAAUUGAACUCUUGACAAGACAUGCAGUGGUAUAAAAAAAUAGUAGCACAGUCCCCCCCUCCCCCCUGGAAAUUAUUUAUAUAUACACAUCUUUAAACAUCCAUCUCCCUCAUAGAUGAGUGCAGAUCCUCCUAAGUUUUAUGGGAGAUUUAGCUAGCCAUUAGUAGCAUAAUAUACCCCCUGGAAAGCAUUUAUCUGAAUGAUGUUCAUGACAUAUUAUGCUUUCUUUUUUGUAGAUACGGACCCGUAUUGACCCGGACACCAAUUGUGUAUUCCCAUAUACCCCCCGAGGAAGGUUCAUCCACAUUCCACCAAAAUGUCCAAGGACCGACUGGGAUAAUGAUUUUGGUAGACCUUGGUGGAAGGAUGAGUCGUACUGUAUCGGUCGGCUGUCCGGGAAAACCAGGAAGAUUAGGAUAAUAAAUACCCUGACAUCACAAGAACAAAUCUUAGAGGUAUAGCCAGAAAACUGAAAAUUCAUUUAUUUUAUUUAUACUGCAAUACACCCUUUCGAUAAUUAUGUCAAAACUACACUGUUUUCAACUUAGGACCAUCUUAAAUGGGAAGGAUUUCAAGUUGUUUUUUUCUCAUGGGCUACGCACAGAGAAGCAGAACAUUCUUCUUCAACACAUGCGCGAAAAAAAUUUUGGAUUUUGAUCAAUAGAUAUGGAAAUAAGCAUAACACGAAAACGAGGCUACAGGUCUGGACCUGGAGGCUCAUUUUCGUGUUAAAGCUUAUUUCCACAUUUUUUUCAUGCAUUUGUUGAAGAAGGAUGUUCUUCUUCUUUGUGCAUAGCCCAUGAGAAAAAAACUUGAAAUCCUUUUCAUGCAAGGUGGUCCUAAGUUGAAAACAGUGUAGUUGUGACGUAAUUAUCGAAAGGGUGUAUUAGUUUUAUCAGUCAAAUUUGUCUUCCUUAUCAGCUCCCUUAUUCGCCCAGUGUUACAGCUAUAGUCAGUACAGAAUCGGAGGGUGUGGUGGAAUUCUUAAGCUCAAAAAUUUUACAUUAUUGCCGUGGGUGAUUUGGCAAAAUACGUAAAAAACUGACGCCGUAUUCACGCCACAUUUAAGAAAAUCUGACCUCAUUCCAUCAAGUAAAUUCCAUAUUCCACAAAAAGUGAAAGAAUUCCCCAUUCCAAAAUUCUCUCCCAAUAUACUGGAUUGAGCUCUGCUGUAUCAAGUUUAAACUGUUAUCCCUAGAGGUCUUAUUGGUCUGUGUAUACUGACAUUGUCUUGACGUGCUUUUAAUCUUCGGCAAACACUAGCUAUCAACGGUAUCAAUUAAGGUGCAAUGUAUCAAUUGGAAAUGCAGAGAAUUCUACGGAUUCAAAUUGUCUACCGAUAAGGAAAAAUCCUCCCUAACCUCAGCCUACCAUUUUAGGUUUGCUCGGAAGAAAUCCUCACAGAGAUCCAAGACCGUUACAUCAACUACAACCUACACGCAGGCAGCUACACCUGGAAAUACGAAGGCGUUAACCUUGACAUGAAGAAGACUUUGGAAGAAAAUGGAAUUGUAGACCAGAGCGGGGACUUCUAUCAGCUGAGCAUUAAUGAAGAUCACUAUCUACCUGCGAUACAUUUGUACUUUAAUGACGACCUUACCGAUGCUUAAUGAUAUUUUUGUAAAUAUAUUGUAAAUAUUUGGAUCGAUUAAAAGUUGAAUAAGAACGAGUUUGCA
Messenger RNA from Paramuricea clavata, 2767 nucleotides. Lineage: Eukaryota; Metazoa; Cnidaria; Anthozoa; Malacalcyonacea; Plexauridae. The record is from the annotation of a GenBank genome assembly.